CUGAUUAAAGAAGCCGCCACUCCCCUGGUCUCCCCAGUGACGGCGAGAGAGCGUCACCCUCCCUCCUUCCACCGCCACCUUCAAAUUUCUCCACCUUCGCAUCCUUAAACCCUAAAGCGCCAUGGCUCAUCCUCUCCUACUCCUCUCUCUCCCCAUCCUCCUCUCCUCGAUCCCUGCCUCGUCCUCCUUCCAGAACCCCGCCGACCUCUUCUUCCCCGGGUUCCGCUCCGCCGCCGCCGGCAACAUCACCCUCAGCGGCGUCGCCGAGAUCGAUAACCAUGGCGUCCUCCACCUCACCAACGUGACGAGUCGCCUUAUGGGCCACGCCUUCUACUCCUCCCCGCUCCGGUUCAAGGACUCCCCCGGCGGCGACGUCUCCUCCUUCUCCACCUCCUUCGUCUUCGCCGUCGUCCCCGAGUACCCGAAGCUCGGCGGCCACGGCCUUGCCUUCGUUGUCUCCCCCUCCAGGGACCUCCCGGGUGCCCUGCCCAGCCAGUACCUGGGCCUCCUCAACGCGAGCGACAUCGGUAACUUCUCCGACCACCUCUUCGCCGUCGAGCUCGACACCGUCCAGGACUUCGAGUUCGGCGACAUCAACGACAACCACGUCGGGAUCGACAUCAACAGCCUGGCCUCUAACGCUUCCGCUCCGGCGGCCUAUUACGCUGCCGGCGAUGACUCGACCAAGCUAGAUCUGAAUCUGAAGAGUGGGAAGGCGAUUCAGGCGUGGAUCGAUUACGAUUCGGGCGAGAAGGUGAUCAAUGUGACGAUUGCUCCUAGUUCAGUGAAACCCAAGAGGCCAAUCUUGUCCUUCAACGUGGAUUUGUCCCCGGUUUUCCGCGAGUUCAUGUUUGUUGGGUUCUCUGCUUCGACUGGUCUGCUCGCGAGCUCUCAUUACAUGAUGGGUUGGAGUUUCUGCAUCGAUGGGGAAGCGAGAGCUCUUGAGAUUUCGUCUCUGCCUCCAUUGCCAGGCGGCGGGAAGAAGCAUCCCCACACAGCUCUGGCAAUAGGAAUCUCGGUGUCAUCAGUUGUUCUUGCAGUGUCCGCGGUUUUUCUUGCGGUCCUGAUAGUUCGGACGAUCAAGAACGCUGAUGUGGUCGAGCAGUGGGAGCUCGAAACCGGUCCCCACCGAUUCACCUACCAAGAACUCAAGAAAGCCACCAAUGGGUUCAAGGAAAAAGAGCUCCUCGGGCAAGGCGGGUUUGGCAAAGUGUACCGAGGGACCUUGCCAAGUUCCAAGAUCCAGGUCGCGGUGAAGCGGAUCUCGCACGAGUCGAAGCAGGGCCUCCGUGAGUUCGUGUCGGAGAUCUCGAGCAUCGGGCGGCUCCGCCACCGGAACCUAGUCCAGCUCCUGGGUUGGUGCCGGAAGAGGGGCGAUCUUUUGCUGGUGUACGAGUACAUGGCCAACGGAAGCUUGGACAGGUACCUGUUCGACGUGCCUAAGCCUAAGGCCACUCUGGUCUGGGAACAGAGGUUUCGGAUAGUGAAGGGCGUUGCUUCCGGCCUCCUUUAUUUGCACGAGGGGUACGAGCAAGUGGUCAUUCACAGGGAUGUGAAGGCCAGCAAUGUGUUGCUGGAUGACGAAUUGAACGGGAGGCUCGGCGACUUCGGGCUCGCAAGGCUGUAUGAUCACGGGUCGAACCCGGGCACGACCCGGGUGGUAGGCACGCUGGGGUACCUGGCCCCGGAGACGCCGAGGACCGGGAAGACGAGCAUGAGCUCGGAUGUGUUUGCCUUCGGGGCCUUCUUGUUGGAGGUGGCUUGCGGGCGCCGGCCGAUCGAGCAAGAGGCCGGGCCGGAGGAGCUGGUGUUGGUGGAUUUGGUUUGGGAGAGGUAUAAGGAAGGGAGGGUUCUUGAUUUGGUGGAUCACAAAUUGACAGGCGAGUACAACGAGGGCGAAGUGAUGGUGGUGUUGAGAUUGGGGUUGCUGUGUUCAAAUUGUAACCCAAUGGAAAGACCUACAAUGAGGCAGGUGGUAAGGUACUUGGAUGGGGAGAUCGACGUGCCUGAGGUCGUGAGCGGACCGGGCGGCUUCGCUUGCUCGAAAGCGGGCCAAGAACACGGGUUCGAGGAUUUCCAGCUCGCCUAUCCCUCUUCCUCCUUCGACAGGAUGAGCUUGCCCUCCUUCGUGGCGAACCGAGACGCCAGUUUCGCCUCGUUUUCGGCUUCCCCUAUCUCGAUCCUCACCGGCCGAGGAGAUAGUGGGUAGCGACUGAAUUACUAAAGUUGGGAAAACCAUCCGCUCUUUAUAUAAAGUGAAUGGGAAAAAGCAGAACCAUUUUCAACGGAUG
Molecule: messenger RNA, 2291 nt
Organism: Rhodamnia argentea
Lineage: Eukaryota; Viridiplantae; Streptophyta; Magnoliopsida; Myrtales; Myrtaceae
Product: L-type lectin-domain containing receptor kinase S.4-like
Exons: 2
Coding region: 122-2209 (695 amino acids)
Biological process (GO): protein phosphorylation
Cellular component (GO): plasma membrane
Molecular function (GO): carbohydrate binding; ATP binding; protein kinase activity
Source: RefSeq, a predicted model, not a curated record